This is a messenger RNA of Solea senegalensis (Senegalese sole), 3626 nucleotides long. RefSeq names its product zinc finger E-box-binding homeobox 2-like. The record is from RefSeq and is a predicted model, not a curated record. Gene Ontology annotation, molecular function: DNA-binding transcription factor activity, RNA polymerase II-specific; RNA polymerase II cis-regulatory region sequence-specific DNA binding. Bases 335 to 3550 code for a protein of 1071 amino acids. NCBI's taxonomy places the organism in Eukaryota, Metazoa, Chordata, Actinopteri, Pleuronectiformes, Soleidae. The transcript has 8 exons. Gene Ontology annotation, biological process: regulation of transcription by RNA polymerase II; anatomical structure development.
GUGUGAGAGGGUGAGUUCUACCAGCACCACCACCAAAAUGAGGAAGGUGAACGUGCGCGCUGCCAAGACUGACCUCAGGUCCAACCUCUGCUGCUGACAUCACUCCUCCUCACGGCUCGUCGCCUCAGCCUGGAGUCCCAUCAAGGUCUGAGUCUCCCGCUGUGACCGAAGGAGGCGAUGCCUCGACACCAUUCAUUCUCAGGCAGGCGCUCACUCAGGACAGGCACACACACACACCGCUCAUCAUCACCUACGCCGUCACCAUCAUCAUCGUCGUCAUCAUCACUACUAUCAUCAUAGCCGGACAAACUGUGAAGCGAAGUGAAGUGUGAGGAUGACAGAAGAAAGCAGGGGCAAACGGAGGAAACAAGCAAACCCCAGGAGGAACCGAGUGGAUGCUGAACAAGUGACUUCACUGGGAUCUGAAGGGGAGGAUGAGGUGGGUCUGUGGAGCCUGGAGCCCCAGGACUGCCAGGAGAGCCUGGACAAGACGAGCCUGACACCCAGCGAGGGGACGGAGGAGGCCAGCAGUCCUGCCCGCUCCACGCAGCCACACAGCCUCAGCCCCAGCAGCAGGAACUACUGGGUGCAGGUGGAGCCAGAGGCUGAGGCUGCCGAGGACACCAUUACUGCACCCACCAGUGACAGGGAAGGAGACCAUGAUCCACUGAGGAUGUACUGUAAGAACUCAGACUCCCAGAAUGCCUUGGAGGACCUGGCUCAUUAUGAAUUUUUGGCCCAGCUCAAGAAGGCUUCUACCUCUGCCAGUCUCUUGGACCAUCUGAACCACAACGGCACAGCAGCUGUGUAUCACCAGGGCAGCAAACACGAUGACCUCCCGCCUGCCAUCUGGUCACCGGGAGCUCAGCACUGCUCACCUGAGGCCGCAGAUGCAGGAAGGAACCAGCAGGUUUGUCCGUUCUGCCACAGGAUGUUUCAGCGAGGAGCCACUCUGAGGGAGCACAUAAAGUACUGUCAAGAGAGGGAGGGGGGCCACAUGGUCUGUCCACUCUGUGGAUACACUGCCCCCCUUAGGGCACAGAUGGAGCAGCACCUGGCACUUCACAAUCAGAUGCAGGACAAGAGUCCCAUCACGCUGGAUCAAGGCAUGGAAACCAGGAAGUUCAAAUGUCUCCAGUGUGGGAAAGCCUUCAAGUACAAACACCACCUCAAAGAGCAUCUCCGCAUCCACAGCGGUGAGAAGCCGUACGAGUGCUCCAACUGCAAAAAACGCUUCUCUCAUUCCGGCUCUUACAGCUCCCACUUGAGCAGCAAAAAGUGCCACAGUGGAGGAGGCAAUGGAGGGGGAAAUCCAGGAGGAGCCAGUGGGGCAUUUAAUGGACAUAGCCAAAGCCCCUACCACCACUCAUUUCUCCCAUCUCCCUCUGCAGGCAGAGGGAGGAUCGGUAAUGACAAGGACUCGCCUUUGUCUUCACAGAAUCAAGAUAAUUCCAGAUCCCUGGGCAGAGCACCAGAGGAUCCUCAUCAGCUUUUGUUGCAGGAUAGCAACCAGAACCCCACUGGCUUUCCCAAAGCGUUGGAUCUGGCUCAGCUCUGGGACCCCUCGGCAGAGCUUUCUCUGAGGGCCAGUAUCCUGAAAGAGACCAACCUGCUACCUUAUCCUUACUCUGGCACCAAGUUUGAGCAGAUGCUGCAGGAGAUGCUGCACAGGGAGGUGAAAAAAGAGGAGGACAUGGAAAGAGGUGGAGCCGUAGCAGAGGAAAAGCGGCUCAUUCACAACGGAGGGCCCGACAAGAAACUGUCGCCUGAAAGAAGGAGAGAGUCGGGUGAAGGGGAGAGAGGUGUGCUCGGGGUGACGUGUCGCUGGUGCUCACAGCUUUUCCCGAAUGUGGCAGUGCUGCUUCAGCAUGAGCGCUACCUCUGUAAGAUGAACCGCGAGGCAGUGGAGAUGCCCGAGGGUCUUCGAGGCAAAGACCACUCCUCGCCACCUGUAUUCUUACCCCGACCUGCUCUUCACCCAGAGAACAGCAAACCGUGUGAGGUAAUCAACGGCCUCUCUGGAAACAAGUCGCCGCUGCACAAGCCCAGCUGGCAUUCUGUCACACAGCAGCUUUUGGUGGCAAUGCACUCCCCACCGCCACAGCCUCGCCAGGACGUCCUGUCCUCGCGUGCAUAUUGGUCCAGCCAGGAGAAGAUAAGCCCGAGCCAAUCGAUCAUCCACUCUCCAGAUCUGUCAUCACCCAGAGCCAGAAGAAGAGUUCCCUCCUCUGGAUUCAGCUCUCCUGUCUGCCUCGACCUGACUAGCUGUCCUCCUGAAAUCUCCUCACCUCAGAACCAGACCGGCAGCUCUUGGUCUGCACAGAAUGAACCUCUGGACCUCUCCCUGCCCAAGCAGCUCUCAGACCAUGAACGGAAGAACAAAACUGUCAAUGGCAGCUCGUCCAGAGGUGACAAGAGAGAGUUUGGGAGCCAGCAGCUAAAGAGACUCAUGUCCAACUUAAGUCCCACAUCACAUCUACCCUUUCACCACCAUCCGGUCUACAGCGGGGCCAGAGCUCCGGUGUUUCCAGGAUCCCUGUACAAUGGUUUUCCUAUCAUCAACCAGUCUGGUUUAGGGCUUUCAGGACAUGAUGCCACUGCAUCGAUUCCCUUCAGCCAGCCAGCUAAUAGCUCUGGAUUUCUCUCCCCUUUGACUUACAUGAUGGAGGCGGACGCAGAGGCCACACUGAAGAAGAUCCAACAUGAAAGACAAGCUCUGAUGGGCGACGUAUUAAGCCGAGGAGCUUUGGAAUACCUCUCGCUAAUGGAUGAAGGUCUAGAGGGAGAGGGUGGGCCAGGGAGGAAGAGGCUGAAGAAGACGGAUGAGGGGAUGUACGCCUGUGACAUUUGCGAAAAAACCUUCCAGAAGAGUAGCUCGCUGCUUCGACAUAAAUAUGAGCACACAGGCAAACGUCCCCAUGAGUGCAAAAUCUGCAACAAGGCCUUUAAGCAUAAGCACCAUCUGAUCGAGCACAGCCGGCUGCACUCCGGAGAGAAACCCUACCAAUGUGACAAAUGCGGCAAGCGCUUCUCUCACUCCGGCUCGUACUCGCAGCACAUGAACCACCGCUACGCUUACUGCAGCAAAGACCAGGAUCCAGACCAGGAACACGAGGAGAUGCCUUUCACCCCUCGAGCGGACGGUGUUCUCACGGGCCGGCUGGCUGACGAGGCCCCUCUGUCUGUGGAGGACGCCCAAACUCCUCAUUUAUUCCUCAGCGACUCCAGUCUGGAUGGAGCUACGGAGGGAUUCAAAGAGGAGGAGGAGGAGGAGGAGGAGGAGGAAGGUAAAGAGGCAGGAGUUGGCGAUGGUCACGUGGAAGAGGCAAAUGAGGAUUUGUCAGGGGAGCUGUUAGAAGAGUUCACCGUUCAAGGUUCGCCAACAAGGGAGCACAAAGAGCUGCAUGAGAGAGACACUUGCGAUGAGGGAAACCAUGUUGACGAUGUCGACGGCGACAUGUGGGACAAAGGCACUGAGGAGCAGAGUGGAAAUGUAGACAAAUAUGAACCAAGCCCGGAUGUUACAGAUUUACCCAAUAGAAAAACCUAAGGUGACCUUAACAAGCCAAUGCAAUGCAUAUACUGUACAUAUAAAAGACUUUUGAUACUUUUUUUAAAAAUCUUUU